Molecule: messenger RNA, 3396 nt
Organism: Cladophialophora psammophila CBS 110553
Lineage: Eukaryota; Fungi; Ascomycota; Eurotiomycetes; Chaetothyriales; Herpotrichiellaceae
Exons: 1
Coding region: 1-3396 (1131 amino acids)
Biological process (GO): transmembrane transport
Cellular component (GO): membrane
Molecular function (GO): ABC-type transporter activity; ATP hydrolysis activity; ATP binding
Source: RefSeq, a predicted model, not a curated record
AUGGUACUUGACGCCCCACCUGAAGUCCCAUUCAUUUUGAGGGUGUUUCAGCUCCUCACCGUUGUUGCGUCCUCUUUCUUCUUCGCCGUUGCUACGAUCGCCAACUCAUUCUCCAUAACCCAAGCACCGAAAACGGGAAAUCUGCCCAAGUUUCAUUUUGGCUUGGCUUGUAUCGCUGCUAUCCUGUCUUUUGCCGAAGCAGUAAUUGACCUGAAGAGAUCUUACGCCUACCAAAUCUCCGAUCCGGACGCCGUUUACGCCCUCUUCCUCUCCCUGGUCUGGGCUAUCAUCCUGCUUAGUCUUACUGGAACUCCCGCAAUCACAUCAUUCCCUCACCUUGGAACUUGUACGAUUCUUCUCGUCUGCCAAGGCGCGGUCUUUGUACUCUCCCUUCCUGGCACGGCGUCCCGGGACGAAUACCUACUUGCACGGUCCCUUCUCCAAGGACUUCAGCUAGCAGUUGAGAUUGGUCUUCUCGGAGAUAUUCUCCUCAUUCGACUCGUACAGCGGAAGAAACACACAGAAAAUGAGGAUGAAACUCGACCGCUGCUGGGCGAUGAGUCAUCUCCGAUCAGCCCCAAUCUACACAGCGAGGCACAAGGACCGGACGAGGAAGAAGCAGACAGACUGCGCAUUCGAAACAGACCAUUCUGGCAGUAUUUCGCCUCUUUCAAGCUCUUUGUGCCAUACAUGUACCCAAGGUCUCGCAGGUUACAGCUUUACUUUGGUGGAGUGUGCGUCACCAACGCUUUGACGAGAGUCGUUACAAUUGCACUCCCUCUCAGUCUCGGCAUGGUCAUUGAUGGACUCGGAGAGGUGAUUCCUUGGAAGGCAAUUGCUCUAUAUGUUCUGCUCAGAUUCUUGUUGUCACACGCUGGCCUCCCACUCGUUGAAACCUGGUUGUCUUGGCGAGUCAACACUGAUCUGGUGGUCGCGUUGCAGCGACAUUGCUUCAGUCACAUCAUGAACUUAUCGGCCGAUUUCCACGAUUCCAAAAAGUCUUCGAUCAUCUGGCAAACAAUGCAUCAAGGUCAAGAUGCGAUUGACUUGCUUCAUGACGUUAUGUUCCAAUUCUUGCCUACAACGGUCGACUUGAUUUCGGCAGCCGUGGUCCUCACAUGUCUCUUUGGGCCUUACAUGACCUAUAUAAUUGCAUUAACGGUGGUCCUGUUCUAUUGGCUAACUUUCAAGGCACUUGUCAAAAAGAGAUCUAUGCGUCGGUCUUGGUUGGAUGCAUACCACGAGCAGUAUUACCAAAUGAGCGAGUCAACCUUGAAUUGGUCAACAGUGUGCCAAUUCGGACGCAUUCCAUAUGAGAUCCAGAUGUAUAGAGAGAAAGGCGACAUCACUCAGAACAGAAUGCUCCUUUGGUGGGUAUAUGAGACUUGGACCCGGGGACUGCGCCACGUAAUUCCCUGCAUCAGCUUUGUUGCCGCAUGCAGCGUGGCCGCCUUGCAAAUCGCACAUCAUCAGCACAAAAUUGGUGAUUUUGUUGUGUUAAUCACAUACUGGGCGCAACUCACUGGACCACUAUCUUCUUUGGCAAGCGAAUUAUCAAGAGUAGCUGAAAAGCUAGUUAACGCCGAGAAGCUGGUGGCGAUACUGGAAAAGAAGCCACGCAUUCAGGACUUGCCAGAUGCUAAACCCUUUGUGUUUCUAGAAGGCGCCGUUCAAUUUGAGAAUGUUUCGUUCUCUUACGAUGGCAAACGACAAGUGACAAAGGGUGUUACCUUCCGGGCGGAACCAGGCCAGACUCUAGCAUUAGUCGGACAGACGGGAGGUGGCAAGAGUACCAUUUUGAAACUCCUUUUCCGAUUCUACGACGUGGACCAAGGCCGCAUCUUAAUUGAUGGCCAGGACAUCCGACACAUUAAGAUGGAAAGCUUCCGCAAACACAUUGCCAUGGUUCCUCAGAAUCCGGUCGUGUUCAACAAGUCGGUGCUGGAAAAUGUCAGAUACCCUGAUAUUGACUGUACUGUCGAAGAAGCUAUUGAAGCCUGCAAAGCAGCAGCACUACAUGACAAAAUUAUGUCCUUUACGCAUGGCUAUCAGGAAAAGGUGGGCGAGCGCGGCACAAAACUCUCGGGUGGCGAGCUCCAGCGACUCGCGAUUGCGCGAGCGAUCCUCAAAAAGGCGGACAUUCUGCUUCUGGAUGAAGCCACCAGCAGCGUCGACAGUAUCACCGAGAAGAAGAUUCAAAGCAGUAUCCGCCAACUCUGUGCAGGCAAGACUGCAUUCGUGAUUGCGCACCGUUUGUCUACAGUUCUGCACGCUGACCAUAUCCUUGUCAUUCGCGACGGCGAGAUUGUCGAGAAUGGCACGCAUGAAGCUCUGAUCAAACAGGAUGGCGCUUACAAUGAGCUCUGGCGUAGCCAACUUCGCCUGCAGGCUGAGGAGCGUGAAUCUAAAUCCCGGUCUUGCUCCCCAGAAAAACUGCAUGCACCCGUCCUCAUCAACGAUCUGAGUGCCAGUGGGCAAGAGACCCAAGGUUUGGUCAAGAGGAUGAGCAGAGAAAGCGAGGAUGGGGACGCAGAGCAACAAGAACCUAGAUCCACCAACGAAACAUCAAGCAUCCAGGAAGAACAGCGUCGAAGCCAUCAGGCAUCGCAUACUGCUGUUGACGCGCGAGGUAGGACGAACACCAAAAGACUUGCCCAUGCUCUGGGUAGGAAACUUUCGCGCUCAAAGUCGCCGGGGAAAAGCGGAUCGUUAGAGUCAGUUCUCAACCCCGACGCUCGAACGUUCAGACCUCGACGAUUCCAAGAUGGCAAUCACAGUACAAGUUUCUCAGUUGGAGAGAUGUCGGUUGCGAGAGAAAGCCAUCCGGGGAAUUCAGUCAACGGACAGUCAAUACAAGACAGACUCGAGACGCUUUCCAACCAGGAGAAUAAUUUCAAAGGGACGGUAGCGAAAGGUAUUCACAAUUCGCCAGACGUGGUUUCGGAGCCGCGCCCACCCUUGCUUUUCCAUUUGAAGCGAAAGUGGGCGGGACAAGGUCGUGAGGCCUUGGAAAGUAGAGAGAAACAUUCUAUCGAGAGUUCAAGAGAGGCACAACCGGAGAGCGACGGUGCCAAACCAGAAAUCAAAUCACUUUCAGGAAACGCUCGCCGGCGGUUGACUGCCAGCGAGCCUUUCCCACAGAGUAUCGAUGUCGAGGAAGAUUCGGAUGACUCAUCAGAAGAUGCGAAUGUGCUGCAAUCGGCAAAAUAUUCGAGGUUACCACAGAUUUCAUGCAGGAGGACUGUAUCAGCGGUGAAUAGAAAGACGGGACAAUCCAGUGAAGAGGAAGGAUCAAAAGGUGUUGAAACUGGAGCAUCAGUUAACACGGCAGCAACGAGCCCGGCUAUUCUCACUCCAAGAUCGCACCUGAAGGUUCCUGCCAACUCCCCAGCAUAG